UUUCCUGUUAUAAUGAUAUUUGUAGGGUUAGUCUAAAGUCUGCUACAAAAGAACUGAUCUAUAUACUCUCUUGGAGAAGAAUAGCUCAUGGGCUAAUCCAGGCUGAACUCCAGCACUGUAUUAACCAGCCAGACCUGCAAGACCAGAAAAGCCCCAUAGAAAAGUCUCAGCUGUACAAGAGGACACGGUGGUUGACUAGCUCAGCUGUGGGCAUCUAAAGAUGGAUGAGAGGAUUGUGUCCUUCAAGACACAAAGCUCUACAUCAGGGAGAGACAGAGAUUAAAGGAAAAUAACACAAGAGGUCAAAAUGUUUAUAGUCCUGCAGGUGAGAAGAGAUGGAAUGAUUAGAAAAAUUAUCCACAAGUUUUCCUCCUCUCCUAUAUGCCUGAACAAUCUCAGCUAAUUCUGCCCCUCCUGAAUGAUUUUAAGCAACUCUGGCUAAAAAUAAUGUAACUAGAAGAACUUGUCCGCAUGAACUUGUCUGCAUGGGUCAGCUAUUGUACAGCAAAUUAGAGCAUGAAUUCAAAGGACAGUAGGUCUUUGCACAGAGUGUUAGUGUGGCGACUGAGAGAGAAAGUACUUCUCAAUCAAUCUAACCUGAUUAUACAGAGCCCACUGUGAUCUUUGGGAACCUGUUCAUUGUCUUCUUUGGGGUCAGCUCACUCUUCACCUUCUUAAGUAAGAUACCUACAGAAAUGGAGGGAUUUGUGACAUGCUGGAAAAAGUAAAGUUUCAAAAGUGCUCCUUGAUCCAUGUCAGGAAAGCAUAAACAAAAAAGGGUUAUAAUUCAAUAUGUAAUAAGGGUUUUGAAGGGGAUUCAGGCUUCAAGAAUUGUUUUUCCAACUCCUCAGAGAGACAGAAGAACUAAAGUCACCUCGCCAGGAGUAAGGACAGACUGGAUAUGCAGCAAGCUCUGUAACACAAAAUGCCAUGGCAAAUCAGUACUAUGAAAGGCCUGGCUCUGACGGGAAAGAGAAGUGACACAGGAUCCACAGCUGUGCAGCUUCUCUUGAAUAAUUUCAGUCCAGACGAGGAACAGGCUGUGGGCCUGGAAAAAGCUGAUCUAGUCCAGCUGAUCUGAUCUGCAGGAGGCUCCAAAUGCCCCUGGCUCUUUCUCAUGACUUGGCCUGACUUCCUCCCUGCCACAGAUACCCAAAGCAGAAAAAGCCACUGGCAGAGAAGUCUGUCAGUAAAAAGGAAGAGCUAAGAGUCAGUAAGCUACAAUGGUCAGCUUUCCCAGCUUAUGUUUCAUUAGCAAGUAUUGCACUGUUGUCAACAUGAUAAUAAUGGCCCACACAGACAUCCAGGCAAAUAUUUCUCUCCCUGCUCCUAGCACAUUUACAAACAGAAUAGCCUAAGGCAGAUAAAAUGAGGAAGCGGACUGAAGCAUAUUCUUCUCCUUAUUGUCAGAAUAGAGAUUAGACAUAUACCUGAUAUGAAUAUUAAAUGCGAAUGUCACCGUCUCUUGCAAGAUGCUGACUCUUCUUAACAUAUCCGGGAUUAGAAUUAGUAAAAAAUUAUAUGCACAAAAUAAUACUCACAAAUUCAGAAGAAAAAUGCCUAAGACAGGGCUGAAGAGGGGUGUAUGAGGACUAUACCCUAAACAGGCAAAGGAUCAGGUUAGUAGUAAUGUUGUGAUUAUUCAGAUGUUGAGGUGAAUCAGCUAAAGAUUUGUGCAGCUGUUAAUUUAUUUGAUAGUCCUCAUGGAAUUAGAAAUCGCAGGGGAAAAAAAGUAAAUCCAAGGAGUGUAGCUUUUGAUAAAUAAUUCUGGAAUAUUUGCGUAUAGUAUGCCUGGUUUCGACUAAUCUCUUUAAUCUCUGAACAGUGUUAAAUAUAUUUAUAGUAGAAUCAACUGGAGAGAACAGUAAAGGCUAUGGAUUAGAUAAAUCCAAAACAUACAUUCUCCAAAACUAACUAUUCAUCUUAUAUUUGCUCUGACUGUAUUUUAUAUUUUAAGGCAAAAUAAUGAAUACACACACCUGGCAAGUGUGGGCCAUGUACAUGGUCUUAGCUGUAAAUCUCUCGAGAGAGCAAGAGAUGAAGCAGACUUGUCCUUCCUGUGAUACUACUGAGAUUUGCAACUGCUCUUCCAUGGGCUUGGAAUUCAUUCCACCUGGGCUCACAGCCAAAACCACAGUGUUAAACCUGGCCCACAACAGGAUAAAGCACAUCCACUCCCAGGACCUGCGGCAGGCUGUGAACCUGAGAGCCCUGCUGCUGCAGGCCAACAAAAUCAGCUCAAUAGAUGAGGAUUCGUUCCGCUCCCUUGGGAAACUGGAGCUCUUGGACUUGUCAAAUAACAGCUUGGCUCACUUGUCCCCUGCGUGGUUUGAGCGUCUCUUUUCACUCCAGCACCUCCACCUGCAAGGCAGCUCCUACAGAGACCUGGGGCAAAGCCCCCUGUUUUCUAAGCUGAGGAACCUGAGCUCUCUCCACCUGGGCAACCCAUGGUUCUCCACAAUAAGGCAAGGGAACUUUGAGGGCGUUGUGCUUCUUAACAAGCUGUGGAUUGACGGGGGCAACCUCAGUCAUUACGAGCCAGGAAGUUUGGAGCUGAUUAGGAAGAUAAAUCACAUGAUCAUAAACGUGAGAAACAUUAGCAUAGUCUCAGCAAUUGUCAGGGACCUUCUGCACUCUGUCACUUGGUUAGAAGUGAGAGAAAUUGACCUCAAUGAACCUGCUGAAACACAACUAUUGAGAGUCAUGUCUCACUCCUUUGCAAGCAAAAUUUCUUUCAAAGAGACCUUAAUAACAGAUGCCACUGUUCCUGAGUUUGUCAGCAUUAUAGCAGACAUGCCAAAGUUAGAGGAGGUUGAGUUUAUAGACUGUAGACUCAUGGGAAUUGGACGAUGGAAAAUGCAAAUUCAUGUAAAUCAGUCACAGACUAUUAAAAUUAUAACAAUAGAUAAAUUGUCUAUAGAGCAAUUCUAUUUGUUUACAGACCUUCAGGAUGUGGAAGGUCUACUAAGUCUUCUUACCAAAGUCACAGUUGAAAACACCAAGGUCUUUUUGGUACCAUGCAGGGUUUCACAGCACCUUCGAUCAUUAGAGUAUCUUGACCUUAGUUCGAAUUUGCUUGGAGACCAGAGUUUGGAGCACUCAGCGUGUCAGGGUGGUUGGCCCUCACUGCAAAUUCUAAAUUUAAGUCAGAACUCAUUGAGUGACUUAGGGAUGACGGGUAAAAGUUUGUCUCAUCUGAGACACCUAAUUCUCCUAGACAUUAGCCAAAAUAAUUUUGGUGAUAUUCCAGAUGUGUGUGAAUGGCCAAAGACCCUGAAAUAUUUAAACCUCUCCAGAACUCAAAUUCCUAAGGUAACGACUUGCAUUCCCCCAACGCUGGAAGUAUUGGAUGUUAGCGUGAACAACCUGAAGGAGUUUGGGCUGAGACUCCCAUUUCUGAAAGAGCUGUACCUCACCAGAAACCAGCUGAAGACCUUGCCUGAUGCAGCACCCAUCCCUAACUUAGUGGCCAUGUCGGUCAGAGGAAACAAGCUCAACAGUUUCUCCAAGGCAGAGCUCGAGUCCUUCGAGCACAUGGAGCUGCUGGACGCCGGCGACAACAACUUCAUCUGCUCCUGUGAGUUCCUCUCCUUCAUCCACCAGCAGGCAGGACUAGCGCAGGUGCUGGUGGGGUGGCCGCAGAGCUACGUGUGUGACUCUCCCCUGGCAGUGAGAGGGGCUCAGGUUGGAGCCGUGCACCUCUCGCUGAUGGAGUGCCACCAGUCCCUCAUGGUGUCGUUGAUCUGCACCCUGGUGUUCCUGGCCAUCCUCUCCCUCGUGGCUGUCGGCUACAAGUACCACACGGUCUGGUACCUGAGAAUGACCUGGGCAUGGCUGCGAGCCAAGCGGAAGCCCCGGCGAGCUCCCCCAAAGGACCUCUGCUAUGAUGCUUUUGUCUCCUACAGCGAGAAUGACUCGGACUGGGUGGAAAACAUCAUGGUGCGGGAGCUGGAGCAGGCCUGUCCCCCCUUUCGGCUCUGCCUCCACAAGCGGGACUUUGUGCCCGGGAAGUGGAUCGUGGACAACAUCAUUGACUCCAUCGAGAAGAGCCACAAAACGCUCUUUGUGCUGUCCGAGCACUUUGUGCAGAGCGAGUGGUGCAAAUAUGAGCUGGACUUCUCGCACUUCCGCCUCUUUGAUGAGAACAACGACGCAGCGAUUCUCAUCCUUCUGGAGCCCAUCCAGAGUCAAGCGAUUCCCAAGAGGUUCUGCAAGCUGCGGAAGAUCAUGAACACCAAGACCUACCUGGAGUGGCCUCUUGAAGAAGAGCAACAGGCGAUAUUUUGGUUUAAUUUGAAAAUAGCUCUAAAAUCCUAGAGAGGGACAUUAAGGAAUACUUAAAUUCCAA
Molecule: messenger RNA, 4348 nt
Organism: Pezoporus occidentalis (night parrot)
Lineage: Eukaryota; Metazoa; Chordata; Aves; Psittaciformes; Psittacidae
Gene: TLR2
Product: toll like receptor 2
Exons: 3
Coding region: 1966-4317 (783 amino acids)
Biological process (GO): inflammatory response; toll-like receptor signaling pathway; immune response
Cellular component (GO): plasma membrane
Molecular function (GO): protein binding; transmembrane signaling receptor activity; triacyl lipopeptide binding
Source: RefSeq, a predicted model, not a curated record